This is a messenger RNA of Python bivittatus (Burmese python), 1933 nucleotides long. Lineage: Eukaryota; Metazoa; Chordata; Lepidosauria; Squamata; Pythonidae. The record is from RefSeq and is a predicted model, not a curated record.
CCUGCUCCCCCCACCCCGAAGGGAGAAGCCAGUUAUCCUUUUAGCAGCGGCGGCGGCAGCAAACAUGAUGGCGGCAGCUCCCAUCCAGCAGAAUGGGACCCAUCCUGGGGUACCCAUAGACCUGGACCCGCCGGACUCUCGGAAAAGACCACUUGAAGCUCCCCCUGAAGCCGGCAGCACCAAAAGGACCAACACGGGCGAGGACGGCCAAUAUUUUCUAAAGGUCCUCAUACCUAGUUAUGCGGCUGGAUCUAUAAUUGGUAAGGGAGGACAGACAAUUGUUCAGCUGCAGAAAGAGACUGGGGCUACCAUCAAGCUUUCUAAAUCCAAAGACUUUUACCCAGGUCUGCUAGUGAAAAUGUUCAGCUGGACAAAUAACAACUUGGGGGCAGGAGCACAUUGGAGCUGACGCGAUCCUGCCAACUACUACGUUUUCUGGGACGUUGAAAGAACUGUCAACCCUACAUAAAAAAAAAAAAGUUUUUAUUUUUUAAUUAUUAGUGAAAACUAUUCUGCAAAUUCAAGAAAAAUGAUAUUUCUUUGUAGUUGCUUUAAAUCACUAUUAACCUGGAGAUAGCUACACGAGCUUGAUGAUAACAAUCGUAUGAUGAUCAUUGUAAUUUAUAAACACUGAAUAUCUUAAAAGAGGUUUAUAUUUCAGGAUGAAUUGGAACAAAAAUAAUAGUGUAUGUACUGUGCGCAUUUUGAAUCCACAUGCAUAAUUAUUGUAACAACAUUGCCAGUUUUGUUAACCUAUUUCAAAAAAAUCUAAUUUGGAAACUCUGAUAUAGACCUGAAGCCAAAUUAUAAUUUUAUAGGUUUUUUUUUUAAAAAAAAAACAGAAUAAGAUUAACUUACACUUCACUGCUUUCAAAAUGCUGUACUAUUUUCUUUUUCUUGGUAACUACAGACUGUUCCAUAGUGUUGCUUUCUGGCUAGUGUGUUUUUAAACUACACUCCCAAAUGUAUUGACUGGUGAUAAUUUCUCACAAAGUUAAAUGGAAUUUUUUUGGAUAACGAGAUUGCUGCUUCUUGUUAUGUCAAAACCCUAUAACGCAUUAAAAAUAAUCAAUUGGGAAUAAAUACCAUUCCUGCUUCAAGUAGUAUCUGAAACUAUUAUUGGAUUCGGAAAGUUGCUGGAAUUGUAUUUUGGCCUUCUGUAUGAGCUGUGUUAUGCUAGUUUAAUUAAUUAGUAUGUAACCCACUUGUGCUCUGGGUCAUUUCUGCCUGUGCUGAGAAAAAUCAAAUACCCUGGACAAUUUUUGUUUGACUGAGGAAUGUUGGGUAAAAAAGCAGUUCAAUUAAUUGUGAUUGAUGUUACAUCUAUACUCAAGAUUAGGUUACCUAUAGUCACCUUUUAAUUAAUGGCUUAAUUAAACAGAUAAAUUGGAAAAAUACAAUUGUAUUCAGAAGGAUAAUAGAAAGGUUAUCUGAAACAUUUUUAAUAGUGCAGUCUUAUUCAAAUGUAAGUUGCAUGGAAUUCAGUGGUACUGUCUUUUAGGAAAGUGACUAUAGAACUGUAGCCUAAUUUUGCAAUCCUAAAUCUACUAACUUCUGAACAAAAUAGUUCUACAUAUCUGCUUAAUUGAAUGUGUCAUCCUUUUAAGUGAGGGGUGAUAUAUUAAAUAUUAAGUGUAUGCAUUGACAUACUUAUUAAAUAAUCUGUAUGCAAGAUUAAAGUGUUAGUAUGCUUUAUUUUGUCAUCUCAUAUCUACCUAUGUAAAUAGAUUGUAAGCUCUUUGUGGGCAAGUUUUAUUGGGCCUUUUUAAGCCUUGUGGAGAUUCUUCUUACUAUUAGGCUAGAAAGAUUUUUAUCACUUUCUUUUUCUUUAUACUUAUAUAUUACAUUUUGGAAUUUGUUACAGAGCCACUACAUUAUUGUAUAUAAUUAAAACUUUUUUUUUGCUUUAAAAUAUUCAAGGCACUAAUGCACA